This is a messenger RNA of Angiostrongylus costaricensis, 351 nucleotides long. The record is from the annotation of a GenBank genome assembly. Lineage: Eukaryota; Metazoa; Nematoda; Chromadorea; Rhabditida; Metastrongylidae.
AUGGAAAAUGAAAGACAGCUAACUAAUGAUUUUUCACGGUUACCUAUGGAGCUGUGUUGGCGUCAUGAACGGACAGAGUGCUCUAUGUUGAAAAAAAGGAAAGUGAACUGUGAUACAACAGAAAUUAUUGAACAAAAGUUAAUGAAAUUGGAACAAGCAGAGAAACGGGACGAUAUUACUGAUGAAGAUGAGGACGGUUCUGAAGAUUCAGAAGAAGCUCCAGGAAGUAAUUUAAUGUCGGAUGAAGACUUCGCUGAAGAGGACAAUGAUUACUGUGACACGUAUUUCGACAAUGGCGAAGGAUAUGGAGAUGUCGGAUCGGACGAUAAUCUUGGAGGAGAAGAUUAUUAA